Molecule: messenger RNA, 2108 nt
Organism: Brassica napus (rape)
Lineage: Eukaryota; Viridiplantae; Streptophyta; Magnoliopsida; Brassicales; Brassicaceae
Product: putative pumilio homolog 8, chloroplastic
Exons: 5
Coding region: 442-1806 (454 amino acids)
Biological process (GO): post-transcriptional regulation of gene expression
Cellular component (GO): cytoplasm
Molecular function (GO): mRNA binding
Source: RefSeq, a predicted model, not a curated record
UUGACACAAAAGACAAGCUUUACUUAGAGGAGGAUGCAAAAGAUACAUUGGGAUGGUGACGUGAAGAUAGGAAACUACGAGGAAACUAAGAAGCCUGAAUGUUGGUUGGUAAGUCAAAAAGCGAGUAGCUAUCGUUUUCAUAGACUUUCCUAAUUUGGAAACCAACUUCAAUGAUAUUCCAAGUCAGUCUUAUGUCAGUACUCACCUAACAGAGAAGCUUAUUGACUAAAGCAAGACCAAGGUCAAGAGACUUAAUCAGCUAAACGGACGGCAUCUAUUACAUUAGGAAACACUUAAUAAUUUCCACGAUGUUUCCAUGAGAUACAAGUUAUGUUGGUUGAACGUACAUUGUAUAUAACUUUACCCUUGUUGUUGUUGUACUUUAUGCAUUUUCUAGUAAACUUUUUUUUUAAAAAAGAAUAGAAGCAAAGAGUGUUAGAAAUGAUGAAGAGAGGUGAACUUUGUGAAGAAGAAGAAACUUUGUUUCUCUCACAUUCUCCUUCUUCUCCUACGCAAAACUCAUGGAGCCAUUAUCACAAUCUCUUCCCUGGAGACUCUUCUUCGAGUUCGAGUAGGUUAAGUCUCCGAUCACCGUCUGAUUACUCCCUCUCCAGCUACUUUUCAAACGGACAGUGUAACGGUUCCUCUCAGUUCACGCCAACUACCAAGUAUGAUCAUGGUUUGAGUCUAUGUGAAAGUCUCCUUCAUCGUUUGAACAUCAGAGAAGAAGAAGAGCAAGAGUUCAACAAUUACUCUGUUCCAUCCUUCUCUCCUUGGAGAAGCUGCGUUGGAAGCUUGUCUAAUCAUCAUCAAGGAAGCAGCGGUAACAAGAUCCAUCCGAGGCUUCGUGACUUACAGGGAUAUGUUUACUUGAUGGCCAAAGAUCAGCAUGGAUGCAGAUCCUUGCAGAGGGUCCUUGAAGAUGGAUCUUCUAUAGACGCUAUGGUCAUUUUCAACGAGGUGAUUCCUCAUGUUGUUGAGCUUAUGAUAAAUCCCUUUGGGAAUUACUUGAUGCAGAAGUUAUUAGAUGUUUGUAAUGAAGAACAGAGGACAACGAUCAUACUCAUUGUUACUUCAGAACCAGGUCUGCUUGUCCGGAUAGCACUCAACCCUCACGGUACUCGAGUUGUCCAGAGGUUAGUGGAAUCAAUCAAAACCAAGAAGCAGAUUUAUCUAGUGACAUCAGCUUUGAGACCUGGAUUUCACAACCUGGCUAUUAAUGUGAAUGGGAAUCAUGUGAUUCAACGUUGCUUGCAGUGCCUUAUCACACAAGAUAACAAGUUCAUAUUUGAAGAUGCUACUAGGUUCUGCAUUGAUAUCGCCACACAUCAACAUGGAUGCUGUGUUCUACAAAAAUGCGUUGCUUAUUCCACUGGACAACAACGAGAGAAGCUCAUAACCCAAAUCUCUAGAAACAGUCUCUUCCUUGCUCAACACCCUUAUGGGAACUACGCAGUGCAAUUCAUUAUAGAAAUGAGGGAUUUUCAAGCGACUGCCAUGGUUCUUGCGCGGUUAAAAGGACAUUAUGUAGAGCUCUCAAUGCAGAAAUUUAGUAGCCAUUUGGUGGAAAGAUGCUUAACACAUUGUGCAGAGAGCCGUCCUCAGAUAGUGCUUGAACUCAUCUCUGUCUCUCGUUUUGAUCUUCUAAUUCAAGACCCCUAUGCAAAUUUUGUCAUCCAAGCUGCUCUUUCUGUCACCGAGGGUUCACUUCAUGCCUAUCUCAUUGAAGUCAUUAGGCCUCACUCAAAUCUACGUAGAAAUCCUUAUUGCAAAGGAAUUUUCUCAAGAAAUCUCACGAGGAAAUGAAGAUCGUAAAGGCUUCUAAUUAAUCUCUGGUGGUGGUGGGUUGAGCGUUUAACUUCAAAAUCUGCUGUUGUUUUCUUCUUGUCCAAGUUUGUUCUAUGAAAAAACUCAAACCUCCUUACUUGGUCUAUCUAAGGCAAUGUCUACUCCCAGACAUAAGACAAUGGUCUUUUCUCUCUUGUUGUUUUUGUUAUUGUCGCAUUUGAUUAGAUCUUGGAAUGAAAUUUUAUGUGGUGGAUAUCAUGUAUUUCUAAACGGGUUUGGUCUUACAAAUUUAAUAAUUUAUUGCUAUAUUUUUUUUUUGA